Molecule: messenger RNA, 3106 nt
Organism: Megalops cyprinoides (Indo-Pacific tarpon)
Lineage: Eukaryota; Metazoa; Chordata; Actinopteri; Elopiformes; Megalopidae
Product: arrestin domain-containing protein 3-like
Exons: 13
Coding region: 236-2467 (743 amino acids)
Biological process (GO): protein transport
Cellular component (GO): cytoplasm; plasma membrane
Source: RefSeq, a predicted model, not a curated record
AGAUACAAAUAAGCAAGCGAGAUACAGAACUGGUUUGCAAGUUCUUCUGUCCUUAUAUAUAUAUAUUUUUUUUUUUUCCAUGAAAAGUGAUUGUUCGUGUAGUCUGACUAACUGUAUGUUGCACAUUUCAAGAGUGUUGGCAUAGCUAGCGGUAGACUAGCUGGUAGGUGCGGCUAACGAACCAACUCGCUAUCGGGCAAAAUCUGACUAGAUAGUUAUCCACAUUCCUUUGAAGAUGUUUCAGCAAACGUUUAAAUCGUUUGAAAUAAAUUUCGAUUCAUUGAACGAGAGAAACAGUUUCUCAUGUGGUGAUAUUAUGUCAGGGCGAAUUACUUUUGAAACAUCAAAAGAAAUAAAGGUUGAUUCUAUCAUCAUUGUUGUAAAAGGAAAAGUGAAGGUUUCUUGGACUACUGGUGGGAAGAGAAAAAGAACUCACUCUGCCAGAGUGGAGUAUUUUACCAUCAAGAGCCCUCUCAUCGAAGGAAAUAAUGUGGCAGUUGGUGCUGGUAGUAAAGUCCUCCGACAAGGAACACAUGUGUACCCAUUCACAUUGCAAAUACCGCAGGGGAACUUUCCAUCAUCGUUUAAAGGGUUUCACGGCAUGGUGAUGUAUUACCUGCAAGUUGAGAUACGCAGACCAUGGCAUCUGGUUAAAGAGUUCCGGACUGAUUUAACUUUUAUCAGCCAUGUUGAUGCAAACCACCCACAACUGCUAGCACCACUGGCGUCUGCCAAUGAGAAGAUGCUGUGCUUUCUCUGCUGUGCCUCUGGCCCCAUCUCCAUGAAUGUCCGACUGGAGAGGAAGGGUUAUGUUCCUGGAGAGAAGAUUAAGAUCAUGGCAGAGUUUGAAAAUGGCUCCUCUCGUACACUUGUUCCAAAGGUGCUCCUUAUUCAGGGGCAGACCUUCUACACCAUGUCUAGAACGACAAGCCGCCAUUUAUCUCAAGUAUUGGUCAAAGUCGAAGGAAGGCCUGUGAUGCCCUAUAGUUCUGACGUGUGGAGGGAUCAGAUGCUACAGAUACCGUUCAACAUUCCCCUCACCAUCUCCAACUGCCAGAUUCUUGAAGUGGCGUACUCCCUGUUGGUGAGACUGUGCAUACCAGGAGGGCGUGACCUUGAAGUCAACUUUCCACUGGUGAUCUGCUCUAUUCCUGUGUAUUCCUAUCCUUAUUUUUUACACACUUUUUUUGGGCGAACGAUGUCAUCAACUGUGAAAAAUAUCUCGAUAAGUUACGAUGCCAUCAACGAGCGCAAUACCUUCUCCAGCGGAGAUUUCAUUACGGGGAGAAUCAUUUUGGAGCUUGCAAAGGACGCUGAAAUCAAUUCGCUCUCGGUUAAAGCUAAAGGAAAGACGGAGGUAUUGUGGACCGAGCGUCACAACAAAAACACCGUGACUUACCAUGCAAAAGAAAAGUACUUCUCAAUUCUACAACAUGUUCUACAGAAGCAGAGUGGAGGAGAUCAUGGAGCUGUGUUGACAGAUCAGUGUGGAGAAACCUAUAGUAAUGUAAUUGUUGCAGGAAGCCAUGUGUACCCAUUCACGUUCCAGAUUCCACACGGAGAUAUGCCAUCAUCAUUUAAUGGCGUUCAUGGGAAGGUCAUCUACACACUCGAGGCCAAAUUGAGCCGGUCAAUGCGAUUCCCUAGCAAGGCCAAGGCUACCCUCAACUUUGUUUCAAAACCUGAUAUGAGUAUUCCUCAACUGAUGUCACCCCAGUAUGGCACAAAGAGUAAGAAGAUGAAACUGUUCACCUCUGGGAAUGCUUCCAUCAACAUUAGUACUGAAAGAAUGGGUUAUAUGCAAGGUGAAGGGUUAAAGAUCAUAGCAGAAAUUGAAAACAGUUCAUCACGCGCACUUGCACCCAAGUAUGCUAUAUACCAAAAGCAGAGCUUCUUUGCCAGAGGGAAGAGAAGAGUUAGCACCAUGGAAAUCCUAAAGGAGGUAGGAGAGCCCAUCCCUCCCUCCACAAAUCAGAAGAUAACCAAAGUGCUGAACAUCCCUCCUGACCUGCCAAUCUCCAUCCUAAAGUGCCCAAUCCUCAAAGUGGAGUACAAGCUGAAGGUCUAUUUGGACGUUCCCUAUGCCACAGACCCGGAGAUAAAAGUUCCAUUGGUUAUUCUGCCUGCUCAUGGAUUCAGUCAGGUGGCCCAGCCAGGCACAUCCGCAGGUUUUCAACAAUAUGGCAACUCUAAUCAAGCAGGUUGGAAUAACUAUCCACCCCAACCUGCCCCUGGGCCGUAUGCACCCCCAUCUGCCCCUGGGCCGUAUGCACCCCCAUCUGCCCCUGGGCCGUAUGCACCCCCAUCUGCCCCUGGGCUGUAUGCACCCCAGGCUAUCCCUGGGCCAUAUGCACCCCAACCUACCCCUGGGAUGUAUCCAUCCCAAAAUGCCCCUGGCACACAGCCACCUGAGGUUCCAGCUGGAAUAUAUCCAUCCUUGACUAAUGUAGGGAAAGGCCCCUGUUAGUUCAGAUUCUUUCUCUUCAGUGAUUGAAAUGACUGAAUAUUUCAUCACAAGUCAAGUGGAAGUGACUUACACCUUUCUGAGACAUUCUUGCAAAAUACCCUAAGAAAACAUGUCAAUAAGUUAGGUGACUGAUGUUUUGUAUAGCAUGCAUAAAAUUGUAUUGUUAUGUGUCAGGGGUUCAGAGACUACUUCCCGCAACAACCAGCAGGCAUCCUUGUAACAACCUGUCUUCCUGUUGUGCCUUGCCUAAUCCAGUUUUCACCUUUGUGUACUUAGUCUCUCUAUGUGUUUGGUUCUCUGUUUAAACUCUGCCUGUGCCUUGGUUCACUGCUCAGUCUUGAGCUGCCCUGUUGUGUAUGUUCCUGUGUGCAAAGCUUGGUGUUUUCAAGUCUCAAGUAAAUUUUUUUUUUUCCUUUACUAUCCGUUUGUGUUACUGUGUGGUCUCUGCAAUUGGAUCCCGUCUGCUCACCUGUUGCAGUUAUGUAGUAGAUUAUAUAUGCUGUAGAUUGCAUUAUGGUAUUAAAUGCAUAUAUAUCUUCCAUGGAUUUCAUCAAGUUUUUUAUAUCUGUAUGUAAUUCUGAUUCCUUGUGCUCUGUCAGUGGCAUUUUGUAAGAAUUUCUGUGCCAAAAUAAUAAAAUA